Terrapene triunguis (Three-toed box turtle) is the source of this 3674-nucleotide messenger RNA. It is a transcript of the gene LARP7, whose product is annotated as La ribonucleoprotein domain family member 7. The record is from RefSeq and is a predicted model, not a curated record. Gene Ontology annotation, cellular component: nucleus. Gene Ontology annotation, molecular function: mRNA binding. The coding region runs from base 865 to 2655 and encodes 596 amino acids. Lineage: Eukaryota; Metazoa; Chordata; Testudines; Emydidae. Gene Ontology annotation, biological process: RNA processing. The transcript has 13 exons.
CCGUCAGGGCUUGAGGGGGUGACUCCGAAGUGCUCUGGCUGCCCCCCGUGUAACUCCCGCCCAGCACUCCGGAGUGAGGCUGUUGACACGGGGAGGGGCAGUUCCUUUGGGAUCACUGCAGUGGUGUAGCGAGGGGGUUGCCUUCUGCCCUGCUGUGGUCUGCACUGGCCAUCUCCGGACCGGCCAUGUCUACACUGCAUUGUAAACCCGACCCACGCUUGUGCAUUGGGUUGAGCGUCCACCCAGUAUUGUAAACCUGGGCUCACUUGUCCAGUAUGUGCUACACAGACCUUCUGACUUGGGUCUGUGGCUUGAGCUGCAGCCACACUACAAAAUGAUAUGGCUUGGACCCAAGUCUCACAGAGAAUCAGGCUCUUUCCUCUCUUCCUCCUCCCCCCCCCCUCCAAUGGGCCCCAGGAGCUGGGUCCUGAGUGCUUGCUGGUUAGUAGAUAGACUUGUGAGUGGAUGAUAGGUUUGAGCCCAUCCCUCUUGAGUCUGCGCUCAAGUUUCCAAUGCAGUAUAGAACAUACUCUAAAUGACUGCAAUCAAGCUCUGCAGCCCCCAAUUCAGUUUAAGUUAACCCUACCAUACUGCAUUUACACCUGCUCAACAUUGUAACAAAGCUGCCAGUGCUUUUUACAUGCAGCACCUUGCACAUGUGAGAGUAGAAUAGAAUCUGGCAUUGUAAGCAUUAAACAUGUCUCUCGGUACCACUGUGACUCGUGAACCUCUGACCCAUUUCUGUUGGUUAAAAGAAGGCUUUUUUCUGACAAACCACAGUUGCUUGACAGUCGCUUACAUCCUGUGAUUCUUGUAAAUGCCUAGCUUUCACUGAAGUCAACAAAGACUUGUUUGGAUGACAGAAUGACUGGCAUAGAGAAUGAAACUGUAAGAGGCAAAGCCAUGGAGGAGGAAAGCACCGAACAGAAAAAGGAACGAGAGAAAAAGAAAAGGUCGAGGGUUAAACAGGUGCUGUCAGAUAUAGCAAAACAAGUGGAUUUCUGGUUUGGAGAUGUCAACCUUCACAAAGACAAAUUCCUCCGAGAACAGAUAGAGAAGUCUAGAGAUGGAUAUGUUGACAUAUCACUUCUUGUAUCGUUCAACAAAAUGAAAAAAUUGACGACUGAUGGGAAAUUGAUAGCCCGAGCAGUUAAAAGUUCAUCUGUUGUAGAACUGGAUUUAGAGGGAACUAGAAUCAGAAGACGUCAGCCACUGGGUGAGCAACCAAAAGAUGUGGAUAGUCGUACUGUAUAUGUGGAGCUGCUUCCCAAAAAUGUCAACCACAGUUGGAUUGAGCGGGUAUUUGGGAAAUGUGGUAAUGUAGUUUAUAUCAGUAUCCCACGUUAUAAGUCCACUGGAGACCCAAAGGGAUUUGCAUUUGUUGAAUUUGAAACAAGAGAGCAAGCAGACAAAGCUAUUGAGUUUUUGAAUAAUCCACCAGAAGAAGCACCAAGAAAACCUGGGAUGUUCCCUAGAACAGUAAAAAAUAAGCCUGUUCCUGCACUGAAUACCAGUGACUGCAGUGUAGUGGAAGAGAAGAAGAAGAAAAAGAAGAAAAAAUCCAAAAUGAAGAAAGAAAGCAGCUUACAGUCAGCUGCAGAAAUGAAAGAAUCAUUGGACACUACUGCAGAUCAAAUAAGCAAGUCAAAGAGACGCAGGACAACAUCUGAGUGCUUGGAAAUGGAAGUAUCUGGAGUCCAUAGGCAACCUUCUAAGAAAGAGAGAAAAAAAUGGGAUAGAACAGAAAGCCCAGAGUUAACUGAGGAAAGUAGGCUAGGGAAGAGAAAAAGAAGCAACUCUGGAGAUGUAGAGGCAUUAGGUGCAAAAGUCAAGAAAACUGCUCAAAAAGAUGAUGUUCAUUCUGUAAAAGAAGAAACGGCAGAAGCUCAAAAGGAUUCCAAAGAAGUUAAUACAGAAGAAGAGAAAGAGGGUGAUAAGAAAGACACAUCUCUUUCAAAAUCAAAAAGGAAGCAUAAGAAAAAGCACAAAGAAAGGCACAAGAUGGGAGAGGAGGUCAUUCCAUUGAGAGUACUCUCAAAGAGUGAAUGGAUGGAUCUGAAGCAAGAAUAUUUGGCCCUUCAAAAAGCCAGCAUGGCUUCCUUAAAGAAAACAAUGUCCCAAAUCAAAUCUGAGUGUCUGGAGAAGAUGGAAACAGAUAGUGGUGUACAAAAGUGUCCUCAAACAAAAAAUGUCAAAUGUAAAGCCACCAAUGAAGAUUCUGGCCCCCCUGAGAAAGCUAACACAAUGGGACCACAGUUUGUGAGUGGAGUAAUUGUGAAGAUCAUUAGCACUGAACCCCUACCAGGCAGGAAACACAUCAAGGAUGUUCUAGCAAUAAUAGCUGAUGUUGCUUAUGUUGACAUGCUGGAAGGAGAUACAGAGUGUCAUGUUCGGUUUAAAACUCCUGAAGAUGCACAGGUUGUAAUGAAAGCACAUAAAGAAAUUCAGAUUAAAAACAACUGGAAACUUGAGGUCCUAACUGGUGAUCAUGAACAGCGGUACUGGCAGAAAAUUUUGGUGGACAGACAAGUUAAACUUAACCAACCUAGAGAAAAGAAGCGAGGCACAGAGAAGCUGAUUGCCAAAGCUGAAAGAAUGAGACUUGCAAAGACACAAGAGACACGUAAACAUAUCCGCUUCUCUGAAGAUGACUGACCUAAAAUUGAUUUUAUUCUGUAAAAGGAUAUUUAAAAUAGUCACUGGAUAUUUUAAUGAAACCAUAAACUGUUCUUAUGAAGAAGUCAAAAACCAGUCCAUUUGCUUCAUAAUUCUUCAGUAUGCAAUUUUAUUCUAAAUUCAAUUUUUAAAUAUGUUGAGUGUUUGCUGCUCCUGAGCCUGUAGGUAAAGCUUUCUGGGAAAACGUAUCAAACAAGGUCUUGCUUUGUUUUACAUUUAGUUUUACUUCUAAUGAAUUUUUGUAUAUUGCAGUUUUAUAAACUGAAUUAUAGAAAAGAACAAAUAAAAUGUUUUCGAAAUUGACAAUAUUAAUUUGACUUUUGUUUUAAAAAGAUCAGCAAAGAGUAAUGUGAAUAAUAAAGCUAAUUUAUGUUAAAUAAAUUGAGGUCUCUGCUUCCUCCAUCAAAUUGUGGAGGAAAAAAGUAGAAAGAUUGAAAUUAUAGUAAACACAGAAUAGAUAAUUUAUCUAAAAUCAUAUUUAAAUACUUUAGGGCUGUCAGAAUAUUGGAGUGUCACAGAGGUGGUGGGCAGGCUGAAAAGAAACCUACUGAAUAUGCCAAAAAUUAAUUUAACAGCUCAUUCCUUAAAAAGAUCUUCUUUGGAACAAGUUUUGCAAGCAUAUCUGUGAGGAAGGUAAAUAAGAAAACAUUUACAUUUGUUGUUUGAGAAUUCUAGUUCCAUAAGUAACUCCUAUUUAUAGCUAAAAGUGUAUAUAUUAUGCAAUUUAUGUGUUAAAGAUACAAUCUAGUGCACUUGAAUAUUUCACAUUGCAUUGUAGGUUGACAGUAUGAAAUAUUUUAUAGCAUAAUUUUAUUUCUACAGCUUGAGCUGUGGGUUUCAGUCUUGGACAGAAUAAUGGUUAAAUAUAUGAAUGAUCAGCCCUAGUCUUUGAAGUUAUCUCUCCAUUAAUGUAAAGAGAAGUUUACACUUUUGUUUGUGCUUUAUUGUUUGUGUCUGAUUGCAGAGCAAAUAAGACACUAACUCGUUGAUCUACAAAA